Molecule: messenger RNA, 1163 nt
Organism: Malania oleifera
Lineage: Eukaryota; Viridiplantae; Streptophyta; Magnoliopsida; Santalales; Ximeniaceae
Product: fra a 1-associated protein
Exons: 2
Coding region: 398-961 (187 amino acids)
Source: RefSeq, a predicted model, not a curated record
UUUUGGAUUGGAAAAAUGACAAGCCAAAAGCAUUCAACAACUUGAAUCACAGAAUUCACAAGCUCCAACUUACCUGCGUAGGAAAUUGUAUGAGAUGGCCAUCCUUUAGCAGCUCAGACAUUCUAUUAAUCAAGGGGGAGAAAUGUAUUUUAUUCAAUCUUGAUGCUACCAUUGGGACGCCUAAUUUUUGUUUUUAAGUAGAGAUGUUUGCGAAUUUGUAAAUUAUUAUGUAUAUGCCUUCAAGUCCAGAUUAUUUGGGCUGGGCUGGGAUGGGCUAUGCCCCAGUGGCCCACAUAUGCCCGGCCCGUUACCACCCCUGCUCUUAUAUAAAGUGCAACGAGUGAACGGAGCAUAGAAAUGUACAAUUCUGGUUUGUGCGCGAAGAAACUGAAGAACAAUGGGUUGGGUUUGGAAGGACGAGGAGGACGGAGGCUGGAGCUCUUCCGCAGGGUCAGGUGACACAGACAACUCCUUAGACCCUAGCCCUAUGUGCUCCACCCGACGCAUCGUGAAAUCUCAGUGCAAAACGGAAGAGGUCGAGCCCGGGAAAUUUGUCCGGAGGUGUGAGAAAACUGAAGAGAUUCUCAAAGAUUGCGUCGGAAGGCCUACUGAAGUAGUUCAAUCCAACAAAGAAUACACUGAAGAUGAUGUCACUGGCGAGGUGGUUAAAGGGUCUCUCUCUUUCAGGUCAUCAGAGCAGCAACCGUUCGACUUCCCUGGACUACGCAGUGAUAUUGAAUCCAUUGAACGAAAUGUCUUCGGUGGUCUGGACCGUUUCUUUGAAGCAGCUGAAGAGAUGAAGAAUGGAUUCUUCAGUGUCUUUGGGGCUCCACACAUAUAUGAUGGGAUAUCUUCCUCCCCACCGUCUAGGAGGCAGGGGAUACCCAUUGAAGACCAUGUUAAACCAAAUGAUCUUGACCGUGGUCAUGUUGAUCUUUCUGGAUUAGCGAGAGAGGUUUGAAAUAAGCAGAGCCCCAUUUUGAUGAAUAUGCUGUUUACUAGUGACCAGUUAAGAAAAUAGUCGAUGUCUGCAGUUUCUAUCAGUUCCUUCCUGUACAUGUGAAUACACUAUGAUGGCCAUAUAUGUACCGCCUUUUAUGUGUUGCAGCUUCCCCCUACGCUGUGUUAUGUGAGGCUAAAAUAAAUGGGUAUUUUUUUUUGAA